AUGGAUUUAGAUAGCUUAGAACCCAUUAAGAUUUGUGGAAAACAUAUUGAAGAUUACACAAACCAUAACCUAAUCUUCCGAGUUGGCUAUAUAAUUUAUGGGGGAAACAUAGUAUUUUUACUUUCCAAACUGCUUCUACAUCUUGCAUAUGAAAUUAUUUUUCUGGAAAAAAAAAAUUUCAUUAAACUGCAAUCAUUUUGUAUGUCUCAGCUUGAGAGCAGUACUUCCGCCGCAUUGAGCAAGGAAAUUGCGGAGAAUACACAUGAGCUAAGGAAGCUAAUGGGAGACGAACUCCAAGAACUAAACAUGAAAGAGUUGCAGGAACUAGAGAAACUUCUCGGAUCAGGAUUGAGGCGUGUUAGAGAUGCGAAGGGUGAAAUUGUUCUGAAGGAGAUCACCUCUCUUAAGUGGAAGGGAUCCCAAAUGAUGCAAGAAAACAAGCGAUUAAAGCAGGUAAUACUUCGUUAUUUCUACGUCGCUUAG
Molecule: messenger RNA, 483 nt
Organism: Prunus avium (sweet cherry)
Lineage: Eukaryota; Viridiplantae; Streptophyta; Magnoliopsida; Rosales; Rosaceae
Source: RefSeq, a predicted model, not a curated record